Messenger RNA from Argentina anserina (silverweed cinquefoil), 874 nucleotides. Its product is annotated as transmembrane emp24 domain-containing protein p24delta3-like. Lineage: Eukaryota; Viridiplantae; Streptophyta; Magnoliopsida; Rosales; Rosaceae. The record is from RefSeq and is a predicted model, not a curated record. Gene Ontology annotation, biological process: endoplasmic reticulum to Golgi vesicle-mediated transport; Golgi organization; intracellular protein transport. Gene Ontology annotation, cellular component: COPII-coated ER to Golgi transport vesicle; endoplasmic reticulum; endoplasmic reticulum-Golgi intermediate compartment. The transcript is spliced from 4 exons. Bases 82 to 714 code for a protein of 210 amino acids.
AAGGCCUCCUCCAAACGCAAAGCGACUGAGAGACGAGAGACUAGAGAAAACGGAGAAGAAAGAACAGAGAAUUUGGGGAAGAUGAGGAGUGCAUGUUGGUAUUCGAUUCUCUUCUUCGUAUUCGCGCUUCUGUUACGGCCGGGUCAAUCAAUUUGGCUGACUCUACCCCCCUCCGGCACCAAGUGCGUCUCCGAAGAAAUCCAGAACAACGUCGUCGUUUUGGCCGAUUACGUCGUCAUCUCCGACGACCACUCCCAGUCCGCCACCAUCUCCGCCAAGGUGACAUCGCCUUAUGGGAACAAUCUUCACCUCAGGGAGAAUGCAACACAUGGUCAGUUUGCCUUCACCACUCAUGAGGCUGGUAACUAUCUGGCAUGUUUUUGGGUUGAUGGUCGUAACCCUGGAGGCGGUUCGGUAAGUGUCAACCUUGACUGGAAAACUGGAAUUGGAGCGAAGGAUUGGGAAACUGUAGCGAGAAAAGAGAAGAUUGAGGGUCUUGAGCUUGAGCUGCGGAAACUUGAAGGAGCAGUGGAAGCCAUCCAUGAAAAUCUACUCUUUCUCAAGAGCAGAGAAGCGGAGAUGAGGGCUGUGAGUGAAAAGACAAACAGCAGGGUGGCGUGGUUUAGCAUAAUGUCAUUAGGUGUCUGCAUUGCAGUUUCAAGUCUUCAGUUAUGGCACUUGAAACGAUUUUUCCAAAAGAAGAAGCUGAUUUGAGUUGUCCUACUAACAUUAUCUAUUUAGAUGGAAUACUCAUACCAUGUAAUGUAAACUAUGAUUAGACACAUACAUCGGCAGUUCUUGUUCUUUCUUUUGGUAAUGAGAUUGUUUCUUAAAAAACUCUAGUUUACAUGAUCUAAGCAAAUUGGAAAUGAGA